This is a messenger RNA of Hyla sarda, 2409 nucleotides long. It is a transcript of the gene TRAP1, whose product is annotated as TNF receptor associated protein 1. Gene Ontology annotation, molecular function: ATP hydrolysis activity; ATP-dependent protein folding chaperone; ATP binding. Lineage: Eukaryota; Metazoa; Chordata; Amphibia; Anura; Hylidae. Gene Ontology annotation, biological process: protein folding. The record is from RefSeq and is a predicted model, not a curated record. Gene Ontology annotation, cellular component: mitochondrial inner membrane.
CUGAGAUCCUGGAGCGGCUCCGGGGCCACCGUCGUGUCAGGGAGGGGCCUGAGCGGUUGCAUCACCAGGUACCAGCCUUCUCCCUGGCAUUCAGUGCCUACCUCCAGGAAGAGCCUGUCCACACUGAGCAGCAUAACCUACCGCAGAUACACUACACAAACUGCCGAGAGCAAGGAGGAGGAGCCUGCGCCGCACACCAUCAUCUCCGAUACUGAGAACGUACAAGGUGUCGCCUCUAAGCAUGAGUUUCAAGCCGAAACCAAGAAGCUCCUGGAUAUUGUCGCCCGCUCUUUAUACUCUGAAAAGGAGGUAUUUAUCCGCGAAUUGAUCUCAAACGGUAGCGAUGCCCUGGAGAAGCUGCGUCACAAGCUCCUGUCCCAGGGGAGCGCCUUACCUGAGAUGGAGAUCCACCUGCAUACCGAUCCCGAGAAGGGCACGCUCACCAUCCAGGACACCGGAGUGGGAAUGACACAGGAGGAACUGAUCUCCAACCUGGGAACCAUCGCACGUUCUGGAUCCAAGGCAUUUCUUGAAGCCCUGCAGAACCAGACUGAUAGCUCCGGAAAGAUUAUAGGUCAAUUCGGUGUCGGCUUCUACUCCGCCUUCAUGGUCGCUGACAAAGUUGUUGUGUACUCUCAGGCCUCAGAGCCUGGAAGCCCUGGAUAUUGCUGGACAUCUGAUGGGUCUGGUGUCUUCGAAUUGGCAGAGGCGAGUGGGGUGAGGGCAGGGACAAAAGUAAUCAUCCAUCUUAAGGACGACUGUAAGGAGUUUGCCAGUGAGGACAGAGUGAGAGAGGUGGUGACGAAAUACAGCAACUUUGUCAGCUUCCCUGUGUACCUGAAUGGCAAGAGGAUUAAUACUCUUCAGGCUCUCUGGAUGAUGGAUCCCAAAGAGAUCGGAGACUGGCAGCAUGAGGAGUUCUACCGAUUUAUUGCCCAAGCUUAUGAUAAACCCCGCUACACGCUCCACUACAAGGCAGACGCUCCUCUGAAUAUUAGGAGCAUCUUCUAUGUGCCUGAGAUGAAACCUUCUAUGUUUGACGUAAGCCGGGAGCUGGGGUCCAGCGUGGCACUUUACAGCCGCAAAGUCCUUAUCCAGACCAAAGCCACGGACAUCCUGCCCAAGUGGCUGCGCUUCCUACGAGGGGUUGUGGACAGUGAGGAUAUCCCCCUGAAUCUUAGCCGAGAACUUCUACAGGAGAGUGCUCUGUUAAGGAAGCUAAGAGAUGUGCUGCAAAGACGACUCAUCAAAUUCUUCCUCGAUCAAAACAAGAAGGAUCCUGCGAAGUACAACAAGUUCUUUGAGGACUAUGGGCUUUUUAUCCGAGAAGGAAUUGUGACCACCCAAGAGCAGGAUGUUAAGGAGGACAUAGGCAAACUGCUGCGUUUUGAGUCUUCGGCCCUGCCUGCCGGAGAACAGACCAGCCUUUCAGAUUACUCCAGCCGCUUGCAAGCAGGAUCGCGCAACAUCUACUACUUGUGUGCACCCAACCGGCACCUCGCAGAACAUAGCCCUUACUACGAAGCCAUGAAACAGAAGCAGACAGAGGUGCUCUUCUGCUACGAGCAGUUCGAUGAGCUCACCCUGCUGCACCUACGGGAGUUUGACAAGAAGAAGCUCAUCUCGGUGGAGACGGAUAUUGUGGUCGACCAUUACAAGGAGGACAAAUUUGAGGACAGUCGUCAAGCUUCUGAUAAACUGUCGGAGAAGGAGUCUGAAGAUCUGCUAGCCUGGAUGAGGAAUGGCUUGGGGAGUCGAGUGACCAAUAUCAAGGUUACACCACGUCUAGACACCCACCCGGCCAUGAUCACUGUGUUAGAGAUGGGGGCCGCCAGACAUUUUCUGCGCACACAGCAGCUUGCUAAAACUAAUGAAGAACGAGCUCAGCUCCUACAGCCCACCCUGGAGAUCAAUACUGGGCAUCCGCUUAUAAAGAAGCUCGGACAAUUGAAGGACACAGACCAAGACCUGGCCAAACUACUUCUAGAUCAGAUCUAUGAGAAUGCAAUGAUCGCAGCCGGACUCAAUGAUGACCCCAGACCCAUGGUAGGACGUCUAAAUGAGCUGUUGACUAAAGCUCUGGAGAAGCAUUGAUCACGUCCAUCCUUUCUUCAUAAUCGUCCUUGUACAAGACCUGCUCCGGGUACUGCUGGAGCUCCAUCCUGGAUGCCACAAAGCAUUUUGGGAAUCUAGACAUGUAGCAUCAGUUUGACACGGCCAACAUGUUUCCUAUGGAAAGAGAGACUGAAUGGAUAUAGACUGGUUGCUUCUAUUUAUUGGACAAGCACUGCAAGUCAGCCCAAGGAUUCCCCAGAAUAUACAGUGUACGGUCACAGAUCAGCAGAACCUUUGUUGUAUAUGUUACAGAUAUAACUAAGAAAUAUUAAAGAGAUCACAAGUUUGUAGAAA